GCUGACGCCGCGGGCCCCGCCGCUGCCGCCCCGCAGGUGGCGGACGGGCUGCUCAAGGUGCACGUGGCGCUGGGCAACGUGGCGAGCAAGAGGGAGAGGAUCAAGAUCCUCUACAAGAAGAUUGACGAUGUAAUAAAAUACCUCGAUCCCCAGUACAUUGACAGAAUGGCCGUGCCGGAUGCCAUGAAGCUGCAGUUCAUCUUGGCAGAGGAGCAGCUGAUUCCUGCCCAGGCAGCCCUUCUGGAGCAGGUGAAGAACCUCCAGCCCAUCUUGGACAGCCCCUGUAUCCAAGCUGUUCCUGACCACGCAGCCAAACUGCAGCGGCUCUCGCAAAUCCACAUACAGCAGCAGGAGCAGUGCGAAGUGCUCACGGACGCUGUCAAGACGCUCCUUGAAGACUACAACAAAAUGACCCUGCUUCUCUCCAAGCAGUUUGUCCAGUGGGAUGAAACACUGACACAGCUGGAGGCAGCCAAGAAGGUGAAACCCGCGGCGGAGUGAGGGCAGUGCUGGGAGCUGGGGGAGCCCCCGUGGGCCCCCCUGGCCCUAGUGCCCCAGCCCUGCUGCCAGGCCCCGCUGCCUGGCACCGCAGGAGCGGCUGCAGUGUCCCCAGCACCCACAGCCUCAGCACGGGGGGCACUGUGGGUUCGGGGGCACCCUCUGCUUUGCGGCUGUGCCUUGGGGCCACGCUCUUGGUGUCCUCUUAAUGCCACUGUCUGCAAGUCUUGCACUUCCAUGGAAUCUUUUUGGUUUGUAACUUAUUUAAAAGGCCCUUUCUGCUGUUAACUGUGGACCAUAGUAAAGGUGUGAAACACUAA
Molecule: messenger RNA, 818 nt
Organism: Nothoprocta perdicaria
Lineage: Eukaryota; Metazoa; Chordata; Aves; Tinamiformes; Tinamidae
Gene: DCTN3
Product: dynactin subunit 3
Exons: 6
Biological process (GO): cytoskeleton-dependent cytokinesis
Cellular component (GO): dynactin complex
Source: RefSeq, a predicted model, not a curated record